AUGGGUAACACUCCGGCAUCACAGCAGGGUUCGGGCUCAGAGGGUCCCACAGCAGACUUGUCUCAUAAGUAUGCUAGAUUGCAAGAAUUGGAGAAGGGUCGCCAACAUAGUAUAACUUCCCAAUUAUUCCCAAGCCGAAAAACAAGGCAUUCAGCAGUCGAAACUGCUAGUAGAAAUCGUAAGCAUACGCUUUCUGGUCCCUCGGUAUUCAAAACAAAUUAUUCAAUGGCACAUUCGCAGGACAAUUUGUCAGGUUCUACAGAAUCUAUUAGGGAUGAUAUGGCAGGACUUACAUUAAAGAAGUCAAAUGACCAUAAUGCAGAGACACCAUCUUUUCUAAGUCCCGGGCCAUCCGCUUCAACCGUUCAGCCAACAAGGGAGGACGCCCUAUCGGUCGGUGACUUGGGGGGACAUUUAAUUCCAGCAGAUUCCGUAAGUCGAAGCAAUCCAGAUUUUUCAAGUUCGCAUCGUCCUAGUGUUGUGGCAUUGAUGAACUCACUUCGCAAAGAUGGGGACACAUCGGUUAUCUCUUCAAAGGCAACAACAAGAUCGCCAUCAAUGGAUAUUUACGGAGCGCUAAGUUUAAAAUCACAGUCAAAUGGAGCUGAUAAAUCAAUGGAUUUCGAAAAUAUUCUUGAUGAUGGCUAUUUGCAAAGUGAAGAUAUUGUUUUAAAUCAGUCACUUUUACAAAACGUCCUGAAAAAAGAUAUGAAAAGGAAAAGAUCAAUUAACAAUGGACAUGAUUCGAAAAAAUCUAAUAUCACCACAAAUACAAGUCACGAAGCGAGAUUGAAGGUGAGCAGUACUUCUUUCUCUUAUGAAAGUUUGGAAAGUGGAGCAUUACCAGAACUGAAAAAACCGAAGUCGCUAAGCACCGAUGAAGGGGUUUUACCCUCGUUUCAUUCAACUUCCGUAAGGAACGAAAAUCAAGACCGGUCCCCUUCUUUUCCUCAUCCUCAUCUUGGCAUAACUGAUUUUGACCGAAUUGACUCUUUUGAGAAAAAAUCUGUUGAGCAUAGAGAAGGUGCAGAAAGUUUACCUCACUCUUUUUCUUCCAAUUCUUUCAGUGAGUCGGAGAGAGUAAAUGUAAUUCUGAAAUUCAGAGAUCAAAUAGACAACAAUGCCUCCAAAGUUGCACUUAUUAGUGCUGAUAUUCUUUCGGCCCUAAACUACCAACCUUCGUCAAUAUCUGGUGGUUUGCCAUUGCAAUAUGAUAACCAUGAUGGGUGUUGGAUUGUUCCUGACUUAAAGCUACCCCCUGGAAUCUACAAACUCCAAUUUUUGGUUGAUGGUUUCGUUAGACAUUCAAAUUUCUUGCCCAGUGCGACAGACUCUGUCGGAAGCAUAGUUAACUGGUUUGAAGUGCUUCCUGGGUAUGAGACCAUUGAACCGUACAGAGAACAAAUAGAUUUUGUUACCUGCAACGGAAACGAAAAUAAUGAUAAUAUCCCCCCACAUGCUGACAAAGCUGUUAAUGAUAAUGAUAAUAUUGAUGAGAGUUAUAGCGGUAAAAGCACUGAUCGUACAAGUCAACACACUUUAAUUGCACAACCUGUGCCUGCAAGAGUUGCGCGACCUGUACUUGCAGGACGUCAUACGUCGUCGUACUUCAAACAAGACCGUACAGGAACACCAUAUUCAGAUUAUAAAGGUAUCAGCAGGACAAGUUCUGCUGUGAGAAAAUCACCUCCUGGACAUCAGACUGUAAGUAGUUUCGAUCUUUUAACCGCCUUGCAACCGAAAAAGUAUGAAUACUCUUCAGAAAUACCCGAACUUUUUAAAGCUGGUAAUAUGUUAGGACAAAGUGACGAAAAUACUUUACAACAACCCACUGCUCCGCCACUAUAUGAACUAUCAAGCACCACAAGUAACAUUCUAGAUUGUGAUCAAGACACUUUAUUCGCAAAAUUGCAACAAGGUGGAUUACUAGAUGCAGAAACUGCAGAGCAAGAAUUUUUGGAACAAUACGUUGUUCCAGAUUUACCCAUCUACCUAAAUUCAACCUAUUUGAAUAAGAUAUUUUCCGAAUUUCAGAACAACUCAUAUAAUGGUGUUGCGGAUGGAAUAAACCAUAUAAUACCACAUGUCAACCUGAAUCAUUUGUUGACAAGUAGUAUAAGGGAUGAGAUGAUCAGUGUAGGCUGUACAACUCGUUAUGAGGGUAAAUUUAUUACCCAAGUGAUAUAUGCACCUUGUUAUUAUGCCAGUCAUCCAACAGAGUAG
This is a messenger RNA of Zygotorulaspora mrakii, 2223 nucleotides long. It is a transcript of the gene SIP1, whose product is annotated as Sip1p. NCBI's taxonomy places the organism in Eukaryota, Fungi, Ascomycota, Saccharomycetes, Saccharomycetales, Saccharomycetaceae. The record is from RefSeq and is a predicted model, not a curated record. The coding region runs from base 1 to 2223 and encodes 740 amino acids. Gene Ontology annotation, biological process: signal transduction. Gene Ontology annotation, molecular function: protein kinase binding. The transcript has a single exon. Gene Ontology annotation, cellular component: nucleus; cytoplasm; nucleotide-activated protein kinase complex.